GGCGCGGGGGGAAGGGGUAUCGCCGCUGCCCGCCGGCCGGCGGAGGGUGGCUGUUUGAGCCCCUUAACGGUUACGGGGCUCGGGUCCCCCUCAUCGUUCUCGUUCUCUGCCCCAGCAGCGCUCCGGGAGGGUUGUCGCUUGGCAGGGUAGUAAUGUUCUAAGAAUGUCAUCAGGCGUGCAAAUAAAACCAAAGACUGCAGUACAGAAAAGUAAGGCAUCCUCUCCUUUGCCAUGUUCUCCGGAACCUGCAACUAAACCACAGCCAAAGCCUAGUGACAAGCUGAAUCCCAAAACUAUUGAUCCGUUUGGUACUCCUUCUAGAACAACUUCUGCAUUUGCCGCUAUAUAUGCUAAAGGUGGCAUUCCGUGCAGGUUAGUGCAUGGCUCAGUAAAGCACAGACUGAAAUGGGAAUGCCUUCCUGAAACUGUUCCUUUUGAUCCUCUUCUUGUAACACUAGCAGAGGGUCUGAGAGAGACAAAACAUCCCUAUACGUUUGUUUCAAAGGAGGGUUUUAAAGAAUUACUUAUGGUUGAAGGUGCUACUGAAAAAGCAAUUCCCUUGUUGCCUCGUCUAGUUCCAGUGUUAAAGGCUGCAUUGGCCCAUUCAGACGAUGAAGUAUUUGAAAGGGGAUUGGAUGCUUUAGUUCAACUGAGUGCUGUUGUUGGCCCAUCUCUUAAUGAUCAUCUUAAGCAUCUGCUCACAAAUCUUUCAAGGAGAUUGAUGGACAAGAAAUUUAGAGAAAAAAUUACUGUUGCUUUACAGAAGUUGGAGCAAUAUGGUGGAAAGGCGACUGUGGCUAUCAUCAAAUCUAAAAUUCCAACCUAUUGUUCUAUAUCCUCUUGAACAAAAAAAAAAUCUGUAGUGAGUUGUACUGUGAGGUCAAGUUUGAAGAUAAACUGCCUGUGAGCGUCACUGACACGUCUUUGUGGUAUGCUAUGUUCUCUUAAACUAAUCACAGUUCUUCUUCAAUGCAAUGGAAAGUGGGAAACAUCCCAUCAGUUUGUGAAUAUAUAAUUAUGAGAGAAUGUUUAAAAUAAUUUUCUAUUGGCUGUUAUUUAUGUAUGCAUUGUGCUUACAAGGACACUGACAAAUUGGCUAUUAUUUCAAAGGCUGAGUAAAUAUAGAUUCAUAUUUUGUUGUAAAUUACAUUUUCCUUUAAUAGAUCCGCUUAGUAUGUUUUGUAGAUUUGUAUGAUGCAAAAUAAUUUGUCUGUAGUUACUUAAAUGGGAACUCACAUAGUGCUAAAUUACCAUGCGCUUUUGAAACAUUUAACUUGUUUUAUGCCACAGGCACAGAUGGAUGCAGUUUGGAUUCAUCAGGACUUAGUGGAUUAGACAUAGAACUAAAAGAACUCACCUAGACUUUUUGAGAGUCAGCUUUUGAAGGUACGAAGCUGUAUGUACCGUACAGGUAGCAAGCUGUAUUUGCUCAGUGCGUACUGGGCAUGUUGUUUUCAGAAGCUGAAAGAGCAUUUGUCCAUGAGCAUACUUGAGCUUGAUUGCAAAAUGUAGACCAACAGAUCUUGAAAUAAAUUAUGUUCAGGUUUGUUGUUUUGUGUAUUUGAGUUACCCUGUGGGGGAGAACUAACUGACUGAAGUGGUAGCUAAUUUAAUUCAGAACUGUGGUUAAGUUCUGUGCUAAGUCAAGAUAUAUAUAUUUAAGCUUUUUAAAAUUAAUUUUGUUGGCAGAAAUGUUAAAUCUGAAGAAAUACAAUUAUUUAACAACACAAAAAAUUGAUCAUGCUGGUUUUUCUUUGUUUACUUUAUUUCUUUUUUUUUUUUUUUU
This is a messenger RNA of Cygnus atratus (black swan), 1786 nucleotides long. RefSeq names its product parkin coregulated like (gene PACRGL). The transcript has 8 exons. The coding region runs from base 164 to 844 and encodes 226 amino acids. The record is from RefSeq and is a predicted model, not a curated record. Lineage: Eukaryota; Metazoa; Chordata; Aves; Anseriformes; Anatidae.